This is a messenger RNA of Halichondria panicea, 1520 nucleotides long. Its product is annotated as retinoid-inducible serine carboxypeptidase-like. Lineage: Eukaryota; Metazoa; Porifera; Demospongiae; Suberitida; Halichondriidae. Bases 41 to 1390 code for a protein of 449 amino acids. The transcript is spliced from 11 exons. The record is from RefSeq and is a predicted model, not a curated record. Gene Ontology annotation, biological process: proteolysis. Gene Ontology annotation, molecular function: serine-type carboxypeptidase activity.
UUCCAUGUAAACUAGUAGAGACACGCCCAUCAAAUAAAAAAUGUGGGUGUGGCUCACGUUGUUUUUCCAAAUCAGCAAGAAAAUGGCAUCUCCAGUUGCAGUAUUUGGGUUAAGCCUUCUGCUGCUCGUUUGCAGCGUCCAGUCGAAAGCUCCAGUCAUCCCAGACGAGGAUUGGGGCUUUGUAGAUGUGAGGACAUCUGCACACAUGUUCUGGUGGCUCUAUGGGUGCACGGACAGCACCAAGAACAGGGAACAAGUUCCUCUCGUCUUGUGGUUGCAGGGUGGACCAGGAGGCUCAUCGACUGGUUUUGGGAACUUCAUGGAGAUUGGACCGCUGGAUAUUAACCUCAAACCUAGAAACACCACUUGGACUCAGGCGGCUAAUAUUCUGUUUAUCGAUAACCCUGUUGGCACCGGAUAUAGCUACGUCGAUGAUGACUCAGCAUAUACCACCGACGUUGCAGAGAUUGCUAAGGAUCUCCUCUCACUCUUCAGUGCCUUUCUUAAAACACACUCUGUUUUUCAGAAAAUGCCAUUCUACAUAUUCUGUGAGUCGUACGGUGGAAAGAUGACAGCUGCUUUUGCUGAAGUGCUUCAAGAGGCCAUCAAUGCAGGGAAUGUCUCAGUAGUCUUCAAAGGUGUGGGUCUUGGGGACAGCUGGAUCUCUGCUAUUGAUUACGUCAACAUGUGGGGCCCGUAUCUUUUUGCAACGUCGCUGGUGAACGAGGUGGAGCUGGCUCGCAUUCAAAACUACUCUAAACAGACCGAGGCUGCGUUCAACAAUGGAGACUAUGCCAGGUCCACUGAGCUCUGGUCUCAGACUGAGGAUGUCAUUGAAGCAUUGACUGAUGAUGUGGACUUCUAUAACAUCCUGCGUCAUAACGAUGACGAAGUGACGUCCCUUCAAAGUGGGCGUGGCCUCCCUCGUAUCCUGCAACGGUACAAUGCCCAAUCACUCAGUCAACUCAUGAAUGGACCAAUCAAACAGAAGCUCCACAUUCCGGACAAAGUGGUUUGGGGAUCGCAAGCUGGGAAAGUGUUUGAGAAACAAGGAGUGGACUUUAUGAAGGAUGUCAUCGGCACAGUGGACAAGCUACUCUCUAUGGGGGUAAAUGUGACUGUGUACAAUGGCCAGCUGGACCUCAUCUGCUGUACUCAAGGCACUGUGGCUUGGAUGGACAAACUCAAGUGGACUGGAUUGCCCAGUUUUAAGGCUGCUAAGAAAAUUCCCGUCUACCCUGACACUGACCACACUAAGAAACACACUGGUGGCUUUUAUCAGGCGUACAAAAACCUCGCCUUCUAUUGGAUACUCAAUGCUGGACACAUGGUACCAGCUGACAACGGGGACACUGCCCUCACCAUGCUGCAGAGGGUCAUCUCUGGCUGACUACACAAACAUUGUAUAGAUUCAUAAUAACAAGACUCUAAAUCAUUCAAGAAUUUCUGUGUUUCCAUGUUUUUGUGGCUAAUGAACUCUGAUAAUUAUAGUGAUAAUGAUGAUUGUGCAAUAUGUAAAA